UUUCAAUUCAGAGUCCCCAUGUCUAUGUUUUGUUUUUAUAGUAUCAUUCUCUGUUUAGAGCAUUAGUGAUACAUCAUUUCUUAAACCAAUGUCCAUUAUUAUCUCCAGGGUCUUCUUCCAAGAUGCUGAUGUCCAUACUUCAAAUUUAAUACACAUGUAAUGACAAAUAUGUCAUGCUACUACCCAACCAGAGUGAUUAUAAGAUGUCUGUCAGGUGCAGAUAAGUGCGAAAAAGUUUGUGUCUUAAAAUCAGUGAAAUAGCAUAAUUGAAUUUGAAGACUAUUUGAAGAAAAAUAAUUGCCUUAUAAAUUUUUGCCAAGAAUUAAGAAUUGUUUAACAGUUAAUGUUAUUGAUUUUAAUCAUUAAUAUUUAUAUAUAAUUUGACAAUAUUAACUUAAUAUACAUUGUAUCAUUUAAGUCUCACAACAGUCCAGUGUGACAGGUAUGUCAGAUGAGGAAGCCAAAACUUCAGAGAGCCUAAGUAGGAGUCACUAGUUAUUGAUGAACCAUUUAGGACUCUUAUUUCUCUAGUUCCAAAAGCCAUAUUCUUUGUUAUUUGCAAAAUACACUAUACUAAUAGGAUUUACUCAAAUGAAAUUUAAGAAAUGGAAAUUUUCAGCUCUUUGGAUUUGUCAUUCUGUGUAGAGUAAACAUGGCAGAUUUUUUUUUUAAAGUCUUAUAAAAGUGAAUAGCUAUGUAUGAUCCUUAUAUAUUAUUUUAGGAUACUUGAAAUUUUCUAAUAAAGCUGAUUUCUGUUACUAUUUAUAGAAAUAAAAAUAACUUUGUGUUUAUCUCAUGUGUUCCACUUAUUCAUUAACCAUGAGGCUCAAUAAUUAAUCCAAUACAAGAUCUAAAUUACAUACAUGAUUUUCCUGACAAUGAAGUUAAUUAAAAGUGUUUGUGGUUAGAGUUUUAAAAAUUGAUAUUCUCAGGACCUAUGCCACUAUGUAGAAAUAUAGUUUUUAUUCUUUCGGAAGUAUCUCUUUUAGUCACCUAUGUACUGUUUUAUUUACUAUUUUAAAACACAGAGGAAUGAUUUCAUACCAUUGAAAAAAUGAUGGUUUAUUUUCAUUUUCUAUGUUUUGCGCAAGAAGAAGGCUGGAACGUCAAAAUAAUUUCUGAAUUGCUCUUUUGUUAUCUUUUAAUUUCUUAAAAAUAAUUAUACAAGAAGUUGUAAAGCUAGAGUUUCCAUGUAUCCUUAACCCAGUUUCCCCAAAUGGGCACAUAUAUAAGUAUAGUAAAAGAUCAAAACCAGGAAUUUGACAUUGGUACAAUGUGUGUGUGUGUAGUUUCUUCUCAUUUUCUUACAUGUGUAGAUUCCCGUAAUCUAUCUAAAUUAUGUGUAUCAAUACUUCAUCCCUUUUUAAUGUUCUAAGGACAUAUGGAAUUGGCUAUGGAUAAUUCAUAUGCUUUCAAUCAACGAAGCACCUGUAAUGGAAUUCCAUCUGAGAAGAAAAACAACUUCCUUGUAUCAGAAGAUCAUGGACAAAAAAUCUUAAGUGUACUACAGAAUUUUAGAGAACAAAAUGUCUUUUAUGAUUUCAAAAUAAUUAUGAAAGAUGAAAUAAUCCCAUGUCAUCGUUGUGUGUUAGCAGCAUGCAGUGACUUUUUCAGGGCUAUGUUUGAAGUAAACAUGAAAGAAAGAGAUGAUGGAAGUGUUACCAUUACUAAUUUGUCCUCCAAAGCAGUAAAAGCAUUUCUCGAUUAUGCCUAUACAGGAAAAACAAAAAUAACAGAUGAUAAUGUGGAAAUGUUCUUCCAGUUGUCAUCAUUUCUUCAAGUUUCCUUCCUAUCCAAAGCUUGCAGUGACUUUUUAAUAAAAAGUAUUAAUCUUGUCAAUUGUUUACAGUUAUUAUCUAUAUCAGAUAGCUAUGGCUCCACCAGUUUGUUUGAUCAUGCAUUACACUUUGUACAACAUCACUUUUCUUUACUAUUUAAAUCCAGUGAUUUCUUAGAGAUGAAUUUUGGAGUACUACAAAAAUGUCUGGAAUCAGAUGAAUUAAAUGUUCCUGAAGAAGAAAUGGUACUGAAAAUUGUCCUUAGUUGGACUAAACAUAACUUAGAAUCAAGGCAAAAGUAUCUGCCUCAUUUGAUUAAAAAAGUAAGAUUACAUCAGUUAUCUGAGGAGACACUUCAAGACUGUCUGUUCAAUGAAGAGGAUUUACUCAAAAGCACAAACUGUUUUGACAUAAUCAUGGAUGCAAUUAAGUGUGUGCAAGGUUCUGGUGGACUCUUCCCUGAUGCUCGACCAUCUACAACUGAAAAAUAUAUAUUCAUUCACAAAACUGAGGAAAAUGGAGAAAAUCAAUAUACAUUUUGCUACAAUAUUAAAACUGAUUCAUGGAAAAUACUGCCGCAAUCACACCUGAUUGAUUUGCCAGGAUCUAGUCUUUCUAGUUACGGAGAGAAAAUAUUCUUGACAGGUGGUUGCAAAGGGAAAUGCUGUAGAACGGUUCGACUACAUAUUGGCGAGUCAUAUCAUGAUGCCACUGAUCAAACCUGGUGCUACUGUCCAGUUAAAAAUGAUUUCUUCUUGGUAUCAACUAUGAAAACACCAAGAACCAUGCAUACAUCAGUUAUGGCUCUUGAUAGAUUAUAUGUUAUAGGUGGAAAAACUAGAGGCUCCCGGGACAUUAAAAGUCUCUUAGAUGUUGAAUCUUACAAUCCUCUUUCCAAAGAAUGGAUAUCUGUUAGCCCAUUACCCAGAGGCAUAUACUAUCCAGAAGCAAGUGCAUGCCAAAAUGUAAUUUAUGUUCUUGGAUCAGAAGUAGAGAUUACAGAUGCUUUUAACCCAUCGCUUGAUUGCUUUUUUAAAUACAAUGCUACAACUGAUCAGUGGUCUGAACUAGUAGCAGAGUUUGGGCAAUUUUUUCAUGCAACAUUAAUUAAAGCUGUCCCAGUAAACUGUACACUGUAUAUAUGUGACCUUUCCACCUAUAAAGUUUAUAGUUUUUGUCCAGACACUUGUGUUUGGAAAGGUGAAGGAUCUUUUGAGUGUGCAGGCUUUAAUGCAGGUGCAAUUGGAAUUGAAGAUAAAAUUUAUAUAUUAGGUGGUGAUUAUGCACCAGAUGAAAUCACAGAUGAAGUGCAGGUCUACCAUAGCAACAGGUCUGAGUGGGAAGAAGUUUCACCAAUGCCGAGAGCCUUAACAGAAUUUUACUGCCAGGUGAUUCAGUUUAAUAAAUACAGAGACCCAUGGUUUCCCAAUCUAUGUGCUUGAACAUUCUAAAACAAUUCCAGUUCUAGUAACCUAAAGUAAAUUCGUUAACCAAAAUGAUAGGUAAAAAGGUCUAUACAUCUUAAUGAAAUAAAAUGUUCCUGCUUUCAGUUACUAUGUAUGCACACUAUAUAUGAAUAAACUGUUUCUAAAAACUUAAAAUACAAAAUACAUUUUACCAAAAAUUAUAUUGAAUAUAACCGUGCAGAAUCCAAAAUACUUAGCAUUUUCUCAUGAAACUACAAAUCAUGGACUUUGACACUUUGAUUUUUAAAGUACUCUGUCCAUAAAAGAUUUGUAUUAUUUAAAUGGGAGAAAUCUCUUGAGAGAGUUAAAAUGAAUUACUUGCACUGUAUCUUAUAUGAAGUAAAAAAUAAAUUAGAGGUGAAAAACUUGUUACUGUAGGUAUAAGAGUUGUUGAAUUCCUAUCAUUUGUGAUGAUUGGUUAACUUCUUUUAGGUACCUUUUUUACCCUUUUUAAGUUCAGAAAUAUAUUUUCCCAGCUUUAUAAACUGUAUACUAAACAUAGUCCAACUUUUUUUAAUGACUCAUUUUUUCAUUAAAAGCAUAAUGUACCAUCUUAUAAUGCCAUUAGCAGUUACUUAAAUGCUUUUUAAAAUGCUGAUUCUAUUAGUUUUCAGUAUCAGUUGGUUUCAGUUUCUGGCAGUCUCUCUCAUAUUCUGGUUCAAUCUUAGUAAAUUAACAUUCUGGAUUUGAUCAGUAGUUCUAAGUUACACCUGGCCUGAGUUUACGUUAACAUGUAAUCCUCAAGGGGAAAAUUUUUGGAUUCUGGGAUGGUAGUACUAAAAUACUUUUUAUGUAUCAUUGCUAGAUUCCAGCUUAAAUGAGGAUAUGGAAAAUUGACCUCUAAUUAAGUGGUUCAUUAUAAUUGCAUUUCUUAAACUUUGUCCAAAUUGAGCUACAUAAAACAUUUCAGGAUUUAAAUUAGUACCAAAUCAAUUUUCUGUGUUGAUGUAUAUCAACUAUAAAGCAUCAUGUUGGUUUGCUACUUAAGUAAAUUAUUUUUAGUGAAUUACUUUCUAAAUUUAAAAAAAAAAAAAAAAGGCUAGGCUUUUGGUAUUGAUAGUAGGAUUCACAACCUGCAUCCGUGUAGAUGUUUGAUCUUUACCUGAAAUAAUGAAAACGUAUUGUCAUUGUUCUCAGGUAGGUGAUUCUGCCUUCUAAGAGUGUAUGUUUCUUUAAUCAGUUUAAAAGAUAAAGGCAUUUUAGGUUUUAAGACCCCUGCUUUACAUCUCAGGUAAUGUGUAUAUUGUAUUUCUCUUGAACCAAAUGUAGUUUUCUACACUCAGUUGUAAAUGUUAAUCUUUGCCAAAUGUGCAUAUUCUUUAAAACUCUGUCUCUAAGUAGAAAUAUACCUAAAUGAAGAUUUUGUUAUUUUACCAUAUAAAUUUAUGCAACCAUAAGUUCCAAAUGUAUUUUUCAAAAUGGAAUGAAAUAUUAAAGUACAUUUUCAUGCAGUUUAAAAAUCAAGGACUGUUUCUGAUUAGAAGACAGGCGCAUAAAGAGUUUUCUGUAAAAUUGGUGGCCUUCUUAUCUAAGCACAUGAAUUGAUGGCUCUGCACUUUGUGUAUUUAAAAAAAUGGAAAAUUCAGUGGAGCUUUUGUUUAUGUGUAUGGCUUUGAAAACAAAUUAUUUGAGAAAGACCAUAACACAGUGAGUAACCUAUAUGUGGAUUUACUGAACUGUUAAUUUAAGCAUAUAUAUUAAUAGAGUAUGUUUAAAAUAAAUAUUGUUUUAAUCACUGA
Cebus imitator (Panamanian white-faced capuchin) is the source of this 4983-nucleotide messenger RNA. RefSeq names its product kelch repeat and BTB domain containing 3 (gene KBTBD3). Gene Ontology annotation, molecular function: protein binding. The record is from RefSeq and is a predicted model, not a curated record. Bases 1382 to 3220 code for a protein of 612 amino acids. The transcript is spliced from 3 exons. NCBI's taxonomy places the organism in Eukaryota, Metazoa, Chordata, Mammalia, Primates, Cebidae.